Copidosoma floridanum is the source of this 1097-nucleotide messenger RNA. It is a transcript of the gene agt, whose product is annotated as O-6-alkylguanine-DNA alkyltransferase. Lineage: Eukaryota; Metazoa; Arthropoda; Insecta; Hymenoptera; Encyrtidae. Gene Ontology annotation, molecular function: methylated-DNA-[protein]-cysteine S-methyltransferase activity. Gene Ontology annotation, biological process: DNA repair. The record is from RefSeq and is a predicted model, not a curated record.
UCAGAUUUGAAAAAUUUGGCUCUGGAUCUCUGCACAACUUAUCUUGAUCCCAUUCUAAUUGUUUUUGUGUUGACAGUCAAAUAUGACUUUUUAAUUCACCGCAAACGUGUCCUACUGAUCCUGUACGUUCUUAGUUGUAUUUUUUUUCUAUUUCCUACAGCAGAUCGUAUAUCAUACAUAACAAUUAAAGAUUUUACGAAAAUGAUCGAGUGCCAACUGUCGAGGACGGGCGAGACGGGCGAAAUCCCGGUAACCCAAGUGUUCUACUCGUUCCACGACUCGCCCUACGGGAGCUGUUUGAUAGCAUUCGUUGAGGACAAUAAAAACAAGGAAAAGGUAAUCUGCCACUUGGUGUUCGUAGACGAGAACAGCAAAGCCGCCAAGGAAGAAAAAGAGAAGCUCUUGCGGCUGAGAUUCCCGGGCGCCCAGUUCCACCAAGAGAGCAGGCAAACCAAAGAGCUGGUGGACAAAAUCUUCUACAAGGACCACCCGGAGAGCAAAACCCGACUACGGGUACUGCUCAAGGGAACCGAGUUUCAAAUGAAUGUCUGGGAAGAGUUGACGAGGAUUCCCGUGGGAACUCUGGUGACGUACGCAGAGGUAGCCCAACAGGUGGGCAAACCCAAGGCAGUGCGAGCGGUCGGGAGUGCUCUGGGGGCCAACCAAGUUGUUUACUUGAUCCCCUGCCACAGGGUCAUUUGUAAAUCGGGCUACAACAAAUUUACCGGGUGCGUUCAGAGAAAGAUUUCAAUGCAAGAGUACGAGCGUAAUUACGUCGAUCAGAAUAACACUACUUCUAGGUUCUUCAAAGCCUAGCAGGAAAGUGUCUUCAGAGCUUGGAUGGAAAAUAACGUCCAACUGCUAUCGCGCGUUUUUGAAACGUUUAUUUUGUCAUUCUCGUCUUAGGCUAUGAGAUCAUGUACCUUUUGUUAUCUCUUUAUGUAUAAAGAGCACCCCUCCAAGUACGUUUUUUUCGAUAAACUUUUGAACUUGUUCAUUUCGCUAUAAAAUAUGUCAGUUUGUUGUAAACAUUGUAAAUAGAGGUAGUGUGUUCAAUUAAAACAAAAAGGAACAACAAUAAUUAUUCAAUAGGUCGA